GUGUAUUAGCCGUAUAUUACCGUGCCGUGUACAGCGCCCGUUACUACCGAGUCCGAGCCAGCAGUACUCUAGUAGCAGUUAUCGCCAACAGGUGUUUUUCCGAUUUUCUCCGUCGCCGGACGUCUCUGUCGCGUCAAACAGUCGUACCGCAACCCGUUACCGACCUCAGAGGUUUGGAAGGUUUUCGUGAGGCAGCGAACCCAUCAUCGCCUAACCCACACACACACACUUUAGCCGAUCCACGUCAUGUCGUCCUACGACGCCAACAACGAUCUGGAGCCGCAGCAGGUGGCCGAGCCCACCGUCCGGCUGUGCGUGUUGCGCACCUGGCCCGAGCACUUUGACGGGUACGGAUUCAACUUGCACGCCGAAAAGUCCAAGACGUCCGCUUCGUCGCCCAACGGCGGUCUGCCGUUCUCCGGCGGUCAGUUCGUCGGCAAGGUGGACCGGGGCAGCCCGGCCGAGAGCGCCGGCCUCAGGGAGGGCGACAGGAUCGUGCAGGUUGACGGGGUGGAUAUCGACGGCGAGACGCACUCCAAGGUGGUGGCUCGCAUCAAGAAGGGCUCGGCUGCCGACGGCGACGCUGACGACUCGGCGGUCAGCCGCUGUUCGCUGCUGGUGGUCGAUCGCAGGGCCGACACGUACUACAGGGAGAAGGGCAUCAGAGUGCACGCCGACAUGGGACUGCAAGUGCUGGUGUUGCGUACGCCCGAGGAACCUACGCCCGAAUGUCUCGCUCAACAGCCGCCACAGAACGCGACGAGCCCAAAGACCGCAGCGGCGACGACGACGACGGCGGUCGCCGGCGAAGUAGUCGCAAACAAGCCACAGCAGCCGAACCACAGCGACGACACUGCAAAGCCCGCAAACUCUACUACUUCGUCCACCACCACCACUACUACGACGUUAAAUCUGAACAUGACGGCUGCCGAGCUGCGCCGACGAUUGGCCGAGCGCAAGAAGCAAGACUCGCGACGCGCCGGGGGUGCUGGAGACGGAUCGUUAGAUUUCCGUAAAAAGUACGAGAUCGUCGACAAGUUGUGAAAACGAAACCUGCACAACGUGCUGAAUCUUUUUACACACACGCCCCAUACAUACAUACACGCAUUUUUAAAUACACGCGCCCUAAGUUAUUUUAGUGAAUUUUAGGAUAAUAAUUAUAUAUAUAUACGUAAUAAUAUAUUAUCAUAUUGCGUUAAGUGAGUUUAUAUCGAUUAAGUGUUUGAAAAAAAAAAAAAAAAAAAUUGUGUACUUUAGCGUUUAGUAUUUAUCGUCGUCCGUCCGAAAGUCUAUAUAAGGUUAUACAGGGUACGUCUAUUAUACAUAAUAUACCUAUAUAGCCGCGCAUGCGAUUUUAUCGCCGCAAUGCCGUUGUAUAUUUUUUUUUCUCUAUUUUUUUCUCAGUUUCGAAUAUCGGCGAAAUCCGUCGUCGCGUUGUACGAUUUAAAUUUAUAUAAACAUCAAAAACGUAUUUCAUAUAUUUUUUUUUUAUAUUACCUGUAUAAUAUGACGUGUCUGCGUGUGUACGAUCGCGUCUAUCGUCGUUUUCUGAUGUUUUCCGUUUUGUUGAACCAGAAGAAAACUACGUAGAUAUAUAUAAUAUUUUAUGGCACACACGCAAACACGCACACAAAACAUUACGUAUACUCAAUAACCGCGUGUCGUUACAAAAACAAUAUAAUAUAAUAUUCUUUACUAAUUAUUAUUAAUUUAGUGGUUAGUACAUUAUAUAGUAAAUAAUCUCGCGACGAAAAUAUUAUAUUAUUGUAGUCGUACGCAGACCUUUAUAAAUAAAGAUAAUAUAUAUUCUAUAGGCGAUUUAAAAAAUAGCUACUGUAGGUGUCUACGCAUAGUAAACUAUUAUUCUACACGAUAUAUUGUCAUUUAUCAUUAUAAUAUAAUAUCAUUUAUAUAGAGUACUUAAUUAUACGUUUAUAAAAAAAAAAACAACCUAUUGCUCCAAAAGAAAUACCUGUAUGAUAUUAUUAUUAUACUAUGUGUUUCUAUAUAUUAUAAUAUUAUGCAAUAAAUAUAUAUUAUGAUUUCUCGAA
Messenger RNA from Aphis gossypii (cotton aphid), 2051 nucleotides. RefSeq names its product Na(+)/H(+) exchange regulatory cofactor NHE-RF1. NCBI's taxonomy places the organism in Eukaryota, Metazoa, Arthropoda, Insecta, Hemiptera, Aphididae. The record is from RefSeq and is a predicted model, not a curated record. Gene Ontology annotation, biological process: protein localization to plasma membrane. Gene Ontology annotation, cellular component: apical plasma membrane. The coding region runs from base 247 to 1044 and encodes 265 amino acids. The transcript is spliced from 2 exons. Gene Ontology annotation, molecular function: protein-membrane adaptor activity; protein binding.